Messenger RNA from Gracilinanus agilis (Agile Gracile Mouse Opossum), 702 nucleotides. It is a transcript of the gene KCNIP4, whose product is annotated as potassium voltage-gated channel interacting protein 4. NCBI's taxonomy places the organism in Eukaryota, Metazoa, Chordata, Mammalia, Didelphimorphia, Didelphidae. The transcript is spliced from 8 exons. Gene Ontology annotation, molecular function: calcium ion binding; potassium channel regulator activity. Gene Ontology annotation, cellular component: voltage-gated potassium channel complex. The coding region runs from base 1 to 702 and encodes 233 amino acids. The record is from RefSeq and is a predicted model, not a curated record. Gene Ontology annotation, biological process: regulation of potassium ion transmembrane transport.
AUGUUGACUUUAGAGUGGGAGUCGGAAGGACUGCAAACAGUGGGUAUUGUUGUGAUUAUAUGUGCGUCUCUGAAGCUGCUUCAUUUGCUGGGACUGAUUGAUUUUUCGGAAGACAGUGUCGAAGAUGAAAUGGAAAUGGCCACUGUGCGGCAUCGGCCUGAAGCUCUUGAACUGCUGGAAGCCCAGAGCAAAUUCACCAAGAAGGAACUUCAGAUUCUCUACCGAGGAUUCAAGAAUGAAUGCCCCAGUGGUGUUGUUAAUGAAGAAACCUUCAAAGAGAUUUACUCUCAGUUCUUUCCACAGGGAGAUUCAACAACAUAUGCACAUUUUCUGUUCAAUGCAUUUGAUACGGAUCACAAUGGAUCUGUGAGCUUUGAGGACUUUGUGAUGGGUCUUUCUAUUUUGCUUCGAGGGACUGUACAAGAAAAACUCAACUGGGCAUUUAAUUUGUAUGACAUAAACAAAGACGGAUGUAUAACUAAAGAGGAAAUGCUUGACAUAAUGAAAGCGAUAUACGAUAUGAUGGGUAAAUGUACAUACCCUGUUCUUAAAGAGGAUGCCCCCAGACAACAUGUGGAAACAUUUUUCCAGAAAAUGGACAAAAAUAAAGAUGGGGUAGUUACCAUAGAUGAAUUCAUCGAAAGCUGCCAAAAAGAUGAAAAUAUAAUGCGCUCCAUGCAACUCUUUGAAAAUGUGAUUUAA